GCGCUCCUCUCCAAGGAUAAGGCACGUCGAUGCACUCGUCCCCGACCUCCUUCCCUAAAUGUGACAAUUAGAACAUCAUUUUUUCCCCCAGCGACCCGUGAUUUGAUCUCUGUCUGUUUUUUUUUCUUUCUUUCUUUCCUUUUCCUUUUUUUGUCUUUCUUCCUCGGAGGGAGCGAGCGUGUGGAUUGUGUUCAUGUGUAACCUGCCAGCAGAGCUGUAGCCCUGCGCGCUGCGUUGGCGCUGCGGAUCUAGCCUGCAAGAACAAGAGCCAGCUCUCAGCCGUGGAAACAAGCGAAUCAAUUUAGAGAAGGGAAAGGGGAGAGACGGAUAGCGAGGCUCUGGGAAAAAACUCGAACGGGAGAAGGGGACGAGGGAAGAGACAACACAGACGUUACGCCGCAGCCCGACCGAGGCAUUAAGUGUGAAGAUACAGAUUCUACAGUGACAACACUUUUACAGACUAUCCUUGCCCCAAUUUGAUUUUUCCUCAAGUAAUUGCCAUGGGAACAAAAGUACAGGGUUCCCUCGAGUGAAAUAAGGAAAAGACAUCAAGGUGUCUGAUUGUUAUGAAAGUAUGAGUAAAAGGAAAAUUGCAAGAUUUUAAUGAGAACUUGUCUUUAAAAUAACAAUCUAGCUUUUCUCUCAGAUUUUAGAGUGACUGCUCAAAGGAGAACAUCUUAUGGGAGCAUUAAAUAUGAAGAUCACAAUAAGCACUUAAAUUCCACUGUUUGGAGGUGACUUAUUAACAUCCUAGUGAUAGGGGUGGGUCAUGACUCAGUUGCCAUGCGUGUUGUCAUGGUGACCAGCCCCUGUACCCCUUUCCCCCUCCUCUGGUUGGUCCAGCUUUUGUUGUGGUUUCACAACCAUGGAGCUCAGCUGACAGAGGCAGCACCCUCAUGUCCCACCCCUUGUACCUGCUCCAACCAGGCGAGCCGUGUCAUCUGUACAAGGAAGAGCUUAGAUCAAAUCCCAGAAAGUAUUUCAGAAAACACAAGAUACCUCAAUCUACAAGAGAACGCAAUUCAGGUGAUCAAGUCUGACACAUUUAAACAUCUGCGGCAUUUGGAAAUUCUGCAGCUCUCCAAGAACCACAUCCGGCAGAUUGAGGUGGGAGCUUUCAAUGGUCUGCCCAACCUCAAUACAUUGGAGCUUUUUGACAACCGUCUCACAGUGGUACCAUCUCAAGCCUUUGAGUACCUCAGCAAGCUAAGGGAACUAUGGCUAAGAAACAAUCCCAUCGAAACACUGCCGGCCUUUGCCUUUCAUCGUGUUCCCUCUUUAAGACGUCUUGAUCUAGGGGAACUCAGGAAACUGGAUUUCAUCUCGGAGGCAGCCUUUGAAGGUCUGGUAAAUUUGCGCUUUUUGAAUCUUGGCAUGUGUGGCUUAAAGGACAUCCCUAAUCUCACCCCACUGGUGAAACUAGAAGAAUUAGAGCUGUCAGGUAACCAACUAGGGAUCGUCCGGCCUGGAUCCUUCCAGGGCCUCGUGUCACUUCGCAAGCUGUGGCUAAUGCACUCACGGGUGUCAGUCAUUGAACGCAACGCUUUUGACGACCUCAAAAGCUUGGAAGAGCUCAACCUCUCCCACAACUCUUUGCAUUCCCUUCCCCAUGAUCUCUUUACUCCUUUGCAUCAGUUGGAGAGGGUGCAUCUCAACCAUAACCCAUGGGUUUGCAACUGUGAUGUCCUCUGGCUGAGCUGGUGGCUGAAAGAAACAGUUCCCAACAACACAACAUGUUGCGCUCGUUGCCAUGCUCCCCCAGGUCUGAAGGGCAAGUACAUUGGAGAAUUAGACCAGAGCCAUUUUGUCUGUUAUGCCCCAGUGAUUGUGGAGCCACCCACUGACCUCAAUGUCACUGAAGGCCAGCCUGCUGAACUUAAAUGUCGUACCGGAACCUCAAUGACCUCUGUGAACUGGUUCACCCCAAAUGGCACUCUGAUGACACACGGAUCAUACCGAGUUAGGAUCUCCGUGCUUCAUGACGGAACGCUGAACUUCACAAAUGUGACCGUGCAGGACACUGGGCAGUAUACUUGCAUGGUAACCAACUCUGCUGGAAACACCACUGCAUCUGCUGUGCUCAAUGUCUCGGCCUCUGAUCCCAGCAACAGCUACAGCUACUUCACCACCGUCACUGUAGAAACAGUAGAAACAAUAAAGGGAGAGGAAGAGGAUUCAGCAAGACAGUAUGUAAAUGAGACCCUCCUAGAGUUCCCUACAAUUCAUAAAGGAUUAGACGGCAGACCUGGUAUCACUAUAUCACCAUCUCUCUCAUCUCUUUCCUCACUUUCACCCAAAGCUAACCGAGGAACUACAAAUGCAGUGACGGAAUCGGUAAUUGAUGUAACUAACAUUCCAGGCCUGGAUGAUGUCAUGAAAACAACCAAGAUCAUCAUUGGUUGUUUUGUGGCUAUUACGUUUAUGGCAGCUGUAAUGUUGGUGGUUUUCUAUAAACUCCGUAAGCAACACCAGCUACACAAGCAUCAUGGCCCUGCCAGAGCUGUUGAAAUUGUCAAUGUAGAGGAUGAGAUUGGAGCUGGGGCCGGAAGCGGCAUCUCAGGUGGUUCAACAAUGAAUUCUGGAAAUGGUGGCGAGGGAACCCUAAGGAUACAUCAUCCAGAAAUAGUCAACCUUCCCAACAUUGGUCGUACAGAUACCCUCAACCAUUACUACAAGGCACAUCAUUUUAAUAACAAUGUGAUGGGUCUUAGCAUCGGCUCUGAUGUAAUGGGACCAGGUGGGAUCCUCAGCAAGAACCAACAUGGCCAGGACAACCCCAUCUCCUGUACCUCAGUCCCAAUGUCUACAUCUAAUUUGCUCACCACAUCAGGCAAUGGCACCAACACCAUCUCCAGUUCUAUGUCCCCGCCACUGCCGAUGUCUCUCCCCAUGGGCUUACAUGGAUCGAUCAAGGGUUUCAUGGGUCAGAACCAGAAUCCCCAAAUGGAGCCUCUUCUCUUCAAGGGGAACUCAAAGGAAAAUGUCCAAGAGACUCAGAUCUAAAAAAAAAGGAAAAAAAAAAGAAAAAAAAGUGGGAGUAUAGAGGGAGAGUGAGCAAGAGUCAAAGACAGAGAGGGAAUUGAUGUCGGGUUUACGUGCAGAGUUAUAAGACACAAGAGUGCAUUGACAUUACACGAGGAAAGAGGAUAGACUGACAUGGCAAUACACAAACGCAUAGACUUAUCUGUGACUGUGUACUGAGCCAAGGAUUACCACAAUGGCCCGCUUGUGUUUGAAGUAAUGACCAUGGAGAUCAAGGAGUGGACAUUGCUAAAAUGUAAAUCUGUGCCAAAGCAAAUGUUUUUUGCAGUUUCUACAAGCUGUGCUCUCAUAGGGGAAGAAAACAAAACAAAAACAAAACAAACCCCCCCCUCCCAAAAAAAAUAAAACUAGCCUUUCAGAAUAAAUGAGUUCCCAAAUUGUUGUUGGCCAGCAGAGCUGAAAGAGACACACAGUACUUACCACGCUGAAGAGCCAAGAUGUUGCAGAAUAAAAUCCAAGAGACAUUUUUAUUCCACAAAAUCAUGAGACACACUCUCUCUCAAGUGACUCAAUAGACUCCUUCAAGGUGAAAAUAAUGUAGGCAUAAAUAGAUGGACAAACUGGUACAGUGCAGUACAAACUACUGUGAAAAAUCCACAAAUUAUAUAAAUAUAUUUUCAUCUAAAUAUGUAUCAUUGCAGACUCCGAUGCAGACAUAUUUUGGGAUGGAUGUAUAAGCUGGUAUAGUUUGUUUCUUUGUGAAUAAUCAGGGGCGGUGAUAGUGGAGGUUUGUUAUGAUUUCAGUUUUGGCUACUUCUCAGAAACAUAAGGGCUCAAUUGCAACACUCAUUGUCAAUCUUUCAAUUGGCUUUGUGACAUUAAGUCGAUUUAGGUUGUAGAACAGUAAACGCAGAUCUCUGUUUGACAAACUUUUGUCUGUUAUUUCAGUAACAAUAAUUCCAAACUUUUGUGUUUUGAGAGUGUAUUAUGUAUUUUGUAAAAGCCAGCUACUUGGUAUUUGAAUUGACAGUUCUGUUACUUAAAUGCCAGCAUUAAAAUAAUAGUAAAAUAAUGUUUCACGAACAUGAAAAGGUUAUGUGAUGCAAAGACCUGUAUGGGUAAAGAAGUGUUGACAGUGUGUUAUUUGAAUCUGAUCAGUAGCCAGAUAUUUGCUUUUAGACAGGAAUUUGAUAUGACCUCCAUGCCCACGGUUACCAUAGUCAUGCCAUAAAAUGCUGUCAUAAGGAUGAUCAAGACACCUGCAGCAGCAUAAAACAAGGGAUCAAACAUCCUUCUUAGGAUGGUUGGGAUGAGUGCAAAUGUACAGUAUAUUAAUAAUGUCUGGUUGUAUGACAAUUGUAAGAUCCACAUUUUUACAGUGUAACUUUCAUAUGUUAAAUGCCAUUUACGCUUCUUGCGUUUCAACUAUGUAUUACUUUAUUUUUGUUAGUUUGAUAUAAUGUGUACAGUUGUCUAGCCAUGUAUCAUUACUUGUGAAAUAAAUCAAUCAUAUAUUGGGUUGUAGCGGGUCAAUAUGGCAACCACACAAGUAAGGAGUGAGACAUUAUGCAGUCGUCCGGUGCUAAACCUGGAUUGAAUGUAUGGUUUGUGGUUUAGCCAUUAGUCAUGCUGGUAAUGAUAGGCUUCGUUAAGAUACUCAGACAGGCUUUCAGUCACUCUCCUACAGACAGGUUACAGACACUGGUGGUUUUGUAAAAAAAAAAAAAGAGAGAAAAAAAAAAACAACAAAAAAACAAACAAAAAAAAGACAAAAAACAUAAAAAGAAAACUGUUUUUAUUAACUUAAUGUGAAGGAUGGCGCUUUAGUCUGUAAUUAGUCAGUAAGCUUGUCCCAUGGUGAUAAUUUUACACUGGUGUGGAACCGGCUUGGAUUGAAAAUGUGACUAAGGGAAAGCAAUAUGCCGAAUAAAAGUGCAAUGUUACACAUACAUUAAUCAGACAGGAAUGUUUGUUGCAAUUGAGCUCAUAUGGGACAUUUGACUGCUUAUUCCAGAGCUCUGUGGGCAAUUUUUGGGGGGCUUUAGUUUGUUUCACAUAUCCUUUAGAUCCAAUGUUUUAUGAUGGGUUUCAUGUGUGCGACAAAGGUCUGUUAUCAGAAUAUGAGCUGUACUAACUGUAGAAAAAGACAUAAGAACUUACAGUGAUGAUGAUGAUGAUUAUUAUAUGAGUUGUGACAUCAGGCAAAAUACAGAAAUUUAUGAUACUGAGGCCAUGGAAGGAACAUGUUCUAUACCAGUGCACGCUAGAGCCAACUUGUAUAAACCUAAAUUAUCUUUGAAAGAUGGGUCUGGCUUCAAAAGCUGUAGAUCAAACUGAAAUCACAUUUUUUUUAAUGCUUUAUUUGGAUUCUAAAAGCAGAAAUAACCAUGUGGCCAUACCAACAGAUCUAUUGGGCCGAGUUCAGCUGUUGCCCCACAGAGACACAAACAUAAUAUAAAUAAGUGAUAAAGGCACAACAUAUGUCCUCCCAGUUCAUGUGCAAAAUUCUGGUGCUUCUCUCGACAGAUUUAAAAGAGCAAACCAGAUACCUCUGUGUCUGAUAUUUAUUUGAGGGGGCUUUUUUGCUGAUCAACAUUUGACAAAUCAUCUUACCCUACUUUAUCAUGAUGACGAAUUACUUCAGCAGCACUGAACUGUUCCUUUCAUAUCUCUGAACAUCUGUAAGCUUAGAAGUUAUCAUCAUUGCUAAAAACAAUUAGAUGGAAUGCAAAAUAGCUUUGUUGUACCCACAGCUAUAGUCACACUGCCAGCAUCCAAAAACCACAUGAAAUUUGAUUUUAUCUUAUUUUUUCUUCAAAUAAAUGUGGUUUCAAAUGAGAUUUCAAUUGGAUUUGCUCAGAUUUGUCUCAGUUUGAACCGUCUGGUUCCUUGAAUAGGAAUUUAAAUACUCUUAGAGUAUGUGUCAUUUGCAACAACAACAACAUCGGCCAAAGUUACAGAAGAUAUCAGUUCUUCCGUUAGCUACCUGUAGCUUUCGUUUGCUAACAGCUAAUUGGCCUAGACCAUGCAGCCUGCUCUAAGGAGAUAUCAGCGAAGAAAGCUACCCAACAUGAAAUGCAGCAUUGGUCCCAUUAUAACCACCUUGCAGCAGUAGCAAAUCAGUACACUACCAGCCAUUUUGGUUUGAUUAUAUAGGUAUUAUGUGUGUACGUUACCAUUGUAACCAUGUGGGGAACAUCAGCAAGGAUAUGUAGAUUGGAUCUGAUCACUUGCAACAUAAUGUAAAUGCUUAGUCAGAAUACUGGCUUUGGUCUGGCAGUGUGAACAUAGUCUGUUGGUUGCAUUUGUACAUAAACUUGAUUUUCAAAAGGAUGGAGCUUAUUCGAGGAAUAAUGAGUAACAAAAAAACAAGAUGAAGAAUCUUGACUGGAGCCUGAAUAUGACCAUACCGGGCAGCUUCAUUGUGCAAUUAGACCACAGAUGGAGUCAUUUGUCGCUUUCUAAAGGAUGCUUCUGCCCAGAUGACAUUUUUGGGCUGUUGGAUGUAAAACUCCUUAACAAAAUGGAUUAUACCAUCUGAGGCACAAACUUGCCACGCAGGACAAUGGACUGACCAUUUGGUCCUGUAAAGGUAAGCUGUUCUGUUUAGUAAGACAACAUAAAAACAGGCUUUGAACGAUUUUAAAAAGGUGAGAGGAUGUUGUUAUGCAGUAGAAAAACUUUGAUUUGUUUGACACAAAACCCAUAAAAUUUUUGUUUCGUGGUCUUCUUUAUUUUCUUUUGUGUUUCCAGUUGUUGGUUGUUUCUUAGUAUGUGCUAAAAUCAGUUUGAGUCUUUAUGAAUCAUCAUUAAAUGUCAUUUUCUAGCACUCAGACAUGCAGGUACAUAGUGUGGCAGAGAAGUGCAUUUCUUCAGCAGCACCAAAAUCAGAAUGUGUUGUUCUUGCACUACAAUGGGUUUGUUAUCUUACCGUUUGCCACUUGUGUGACUUCAGUUUUCAGCUCGCUGGUAGGAGUUAUUCUGCUAUUACAAACAUAUGCCACUGUCGUUCUUUGUUGUGAUUUCAUCCCACAGAACACAUACUAACUAAAUAAGAAAUAAGCUAACAAGUUUAAGAUGAUGAAUGAUGUUUCAAAUAAGUUAUUGCGUGAAAUUUUAUGAUACAAAAUGAAAAAGUCUGAACCAUGAUUGUGUUUACACUGUAUUUUAUUCCUUACAUUAUUUUAAAAAAAAUCACACUUUAUUUAGGAGACAGGAAAACCUGUCAGAAUAAACUCUGAAAUGUAUUGUGUUAUAUAAAGAUAAAUGAAAACAUUAUAGCUAUACAGCAACAGCUAAAUUGAACUUCAAGUAUCAGAUGGCUGGUAAACUGUUAGUCACACACGCUUAAUUGAACAUUAAAAAAACAAACCAAGGUCCAUAAUUAGAUGGAAAGGAGUGUAAACCUUAGUUAGGGAACAAAACAAUGUGUAUUAAAUGAGUUUUGAGUGAGAACAGAAUGUGCAUUUGCAGCAAAAUGGCAAUUAAUGUUAACACUUGGGCCAGCUUACUGAAGAUAAAUAGCUAUUUUAAGCCUUUCCAAGACUCAAAAAUAUAAUUUCCAGACAUUAUAGAGGUGAAUCUCAGUUUAUCUUAUCAUAAGUGCAUACAGGUCAACUAUUAACAUGCAAAAAUACAAACAGAUACAAAUACAAAAGGAGGACAGUUCAUGGAGAGUUCAGAGGACGGUAUGUGAUGUGGCAACAACGGAAAUAUGUGUUUACAGCAAAAUAGCAAUUACUCUUAGCACAUUGCAUUGGGCAAUGAAGCUAAGUCAAAUAAAUUGCUAAUUUAUUUAUAUUCCACUGAAGUGAUAGUGUGGAUAGGGCCCCUACAAGAGAAUAAUAACUUUGUAUGUGUACAAAAUGUGUAUAAAAGGGUUUGUUUGUACUGGCAUCUCAGUAACUUGUUAAACAUCUAUUCAAGGAGAUUACAAAUGUCAUAAAAACGACUGUCAAAGUAGCAAGA
Messenger RNA from Cololabis saira (Pacific saury), 7950 nucleotides. RefSeq names its product leucine rich repeat containing 4Bb (gene lrrc4bb). Bases 784 to 3003 code for a protein of 739 amino acids. The transcript is spliced from 3 exons. The record is from RefSeq and is a predicted model, not a curated record. Gene Ontology annotation, molecular function: protein binding. Gene Ontology annotation, cellular component: plasma membrane. NCBI's taxonomy places the organism in Eukaryota, Metazoa, Chordata, Actinopteri, Beloniformes, Belonidae.